ACUUUACUGAUCCCCCAUUGGGAUAAAUUUCUUUGUUACAGCAGCUCAAAACAGUAGUAUAAUUAGUAAAAAUAGCAAAAAGUUAAAAAACAAACAUAUUUACAUUAAUUAAAUAAAGCAAGAAAAUUACAAUAGAGAUAACAUGAUACUAGGCAUAUACUAUAAACACUUUCACUUGUGGAAAGACAGAGGACAGUUCUGAUUAAAAACACACAGUGUGUAGAAUGACUGAUUGUGAUCAACAGUAUUAGAGUCUGAACAUUAUUAGAGUCAAUGAAAUAGAAUGCAUUUACAAUAACGCUUUGCAAACUCCACAACAUGAAUGCAAAAGGAGUGAAAAGAUGUCCGUCAGGAACACGUUCAUGUGUCCGUCUGUGAUAACGGUCCAUCGGAAACACCUACCAGAUCCUAGGGGCUUCAACUCCUUUGCAUUCAUGUUGUGGAGUUUGCAAAGCGUUUUUCACAAAUGCAUUCGCCUGACACCUCGCAGGUAUGUGUGCAUACUUCAUCAUGGUUCUUUUCUCCCUCCUUCUCGUCUUUGUGUCUCUCUCGCAGCUUGUCUCCUGUCAUUCUGUCUGUCUGCAGUUUAGCUGCACUGUCGUGUUUAUAACACAUUAACCUACCGUUGAGUUGUUAUUCACGAUUCCCAGUAUGCCACUGAAAAACACAAACACAUCAGACACACAGGAGCAUAAUCAGACUACACGCACACACACAAACACCUCUCAGGUGGCAGUACGGGGUAGUGUCACCUCAUGAGUGUGUCACAUGUUCGUUUCCAUUCUUCAUCCAGUCGGCUCUCUUCAUUGCUCUAUCCACAUCUCGAUGUGUCAUCACUGCAGGACAGACUGAUCCCCAUCGUUUAAGGUCAUCAUUGUUUGACUCCAGGACACGCUUGUUUUUCUGCAAUCAGGUUUCGUCUGAUCCUAAACGAGACUCCCUGAAGACUCAUUACACUUCUUUGUUCAUGCCGUGGACGGGUUUGAAUCCGCCGCUGUGCAAUCUCUAACGAAUGUCAUAAAAUGAAGGAGGGUGCCACAACUCAACCUUGUGCUUUAGAAAUUACUUUCAAUUACUUCUAAAUUGAAAAAAAAAAAAAAUACAUUAGAAAGGGAAUGCAGUACAACCAAGAUGAGGUUUUUGAGAAAAGCCCACAGAGGGUUUCUAUUCCCCUUUUUCUCCGUCUGACUUUUCUUUCAAAAACGUGCAAAUAAACUGAAAAAAAAACCUGGAUGUCGGUUUAAAUAAACUUACCUGGAAACACUGAACACACAUUUGAUCUUUUCACUAUAACAUCCACAACUCAAGCUCCACUGACAACCUCUUUGUCGUGUGUAGGCUUCUUACUGCUCAAGGUAAGGAACAGAUACUGGUCUUAGUUAAAUGAAAAGAAUAACACUGAUUUAAAACUGACAUUUAUCCACAUUCAACAUCUUUCCUAACCUCUACCUUAGUGUUGUACAAGCCUUAACACUGUCACAGUCUUGAUCAGGGAUGCCAACCGCCUAAGUACUGCCCCCUACAUCCAAUCUGACCACUUCCCUGUGACAACAAAGAUUGAAGCAAAGUCCCUCUUUGGCAAAACACUUGAAGGUCACAUUUAAGCAGUUUAAAUAAGUCUCAGAGCUUCCUAAAACAUGUGUGUGAAGUUUCUUGUUCUAAAUCCACUCUGAUCCUGUAUUUGAUCAUGCCUAUAAACCCCUCUAUUUCAGCCCUGCUCAGAACAGGCUGUUUCUGUGUCUGUACCUUUAAAUAUGUAAAUGAGCUGUGUCUGACCACGCCCCCUCUCUGGAAGGGCUUGGUGUACUCGGUCUUUCUCGCUCCAUGUCCUAUUGUUUAAGGUAAGAAGGCAGACUCAGAGGGCAGAACAAACACCUAGCUGUGGGAGUGUCACCCACCUGGGGGAGGGGUUACUGCCCUUUGUGAUGUCAUGAAGGGAAAAUCAAACGGCCUGUUUGACCACACAUUUUCUGAAAAGUAGAGCAGGGAGAAGACGGAGAGGAUGGACUUUUCUCAUCAUUGGGGGGUUUGUAGACGGACUAGGGACACAUAUUAGAGUUAGAACAGCAUGGUGAAGUGAUUUUUGCAUAAUAUGUGACCUUUAAUUAUUUAGUAUUUUUAACAAGUAAUUGCAGCCUUGUAGUCCAAGCACCUGAUAAAAGAUGUGCAUUAGAGCAGUUUACACGCUGAUUUUUCUGUCCUCAUCAAAAGUGUAAGCCUGUGACCUUCUGAAACACACAGGUAUGCGUAUCCUGGUGAACCUGCUGUUGGACACCCUGCCCAUGCUGGGCAACGUGCUGCUGCUCUGCUUCUUUGUCUUCUUCAUCUUCGGCAUCAUCGGCGUGCAGCUGUGGGCUGGGCUACUGAGGAACCGCUGCUACCUGGAGGAGAACUUCACCCUCUCUUCAGGUAUGACCCUGCCCGCUCCGUAUUACCAGCCGGAGGAGGACGACGAGCGCCCCUUCAUCUGCUCCCUGGCCUCCGACAAUGGCAUCAUGUCAUGUACUGACGUGCCGGCGAGGCGAGAAGGAGGACGCACAUGCUGCCUGGACAGGGAGGACGCGCUCCACAGACAGUCUCUGGGCCUGAGUCCUGAGCCCAUGGCCAACGGCAGCGGCGCUGGUGAAGCACUGGGACUGUGCAUCAACUGGAACCAGUAUUACACUCGAUGCCACACGGGGAGUAGUAACCCACACAAAGGUGCCAUCAACUUUGACAAUAUAGUGUACGCCUGGAUCGUCAUUUUUCAGGUGAUCACUCUGGAGGGCUGGGUGGAGAUCAUGUAUUACGUCAUGGAUGCCCACUCCUUCUACAACUUCAUCUACUUCAUUUUACUCAUCAUUAUCGGUUCCUUCUUCAUGAUCAACCUGUGCCUGGUCGUCAUCGCCACCCAGUUCUCGGAGACCAAGCAGCGGGAGCACCAGCUGAUGCAGGAGCAGAGGGCGCAGUGCCUGUCCUCCUCCACCCUGGCCAGCAUGGCGGAGCCGGGAGACUGCUACGAGGAGAUCUUCCAGCUGGUCUGCCACGUCCUCCGCAAGGCCAAGAGGAGGUCUGCGGCUUUCUACUACACGCUCAGGGGUAAGCCCCCUCCGGCUGGCAGUGGCAGGGGGACCAGGCGCGAGCACCGGCAUUCAAGGCACCCGAGAUCAACCCACUGUCCGCACCAAAGCAAGCAAGACCACAGCUCUCAGCCGCCGGCCAACUCCAUCAGUCUGACGGUCCCUCAGAGUCCUGACGACUGCCCCAUAUGUGCGCUAUCGCUGAAAGAGGCGGCGAGGGCCGUGGGGGACUCGGCCGACGCCGGGGAGGAAGGCGAGGAGGAUGUUGUGAAAGAGACGGGCAAGGAGGAGAACCAUCUAGAGGAGAGGGGAGAUGGAGAGAAAAAGAAGACGAAGAAGAAGAAGAAGAAGACGUGCUUUGGACAUUGUAGAGAUAUUUGGAAUGAUAUGAGGAGGAAACUGUGGGGCAUCGUGGAGAGCAAAUACUUCAGCAGAGGCAUCAUGAUCGCUAUUCUCAUCAACACCAUCAGUAUGGGCAUCGAACAUCACAACCAGCCCGACGAGCUGACCAAUGUCCUGGAGAUCUGCAACAUCGUCUUCACCAGCAUGUUCACCCUGGAGAUGAUCCUCAAGCUGACUGCUUUCGGCUUCUUCGAGUACCUGAGGAACCCCUACAACAUCUUUGAUGGGAUCAUCGUCAUCAUCAGUGUGUGUGAGAUCAUCGGGCAGGCAGACGGCGGUCUGUCAGUGCUGCGGACCUUCAGACUGCUGAGGGUCAUUAAGCUGGUGAGGUUCAUGCCGGCACUCAGGCGACAGCUGGUGGUGCUGAUGAAGACGAUGGACAAUGUGGCCACGUUCUGUAUGCUGCUCAUGCUCUUCAUCUUCAUCUUCAGUAUCUUGGGGAUGCACAUCUUCGGCUGUAAGUUCAGCCUGAAGACGGAGGCAGGAGACACGGUGCCCGACAGGAAGAACUUUGACUCCCUGCUCUGGGCCAUCGUCACUGUCUUUCAGAUUCUGACUCAGGAGGACUGGAACAUGGUGCUGUAUAACGGGAUGGCGUCCACCUCGCCGUUUGCAGCGCUCUACUUUGUGGCUCUUAUGACAUUCGGAAACUACGUGCUCUUUAAUUUACUGGUCGCCAUCUUGGUUGAGGGUUUCCAAGCUGAGGGUGAUGCAAAUCGCUCCUACUCCGACGACGACAGGUCUUCUUGUAAUUUUGAGGAGAAUGAUAAGCAGAAAGACUCUCUGCAUCUCUCAGACCCAAAGAUCUGUACUCUAACCCCUAAUGGACACCUGGACUUGCCUGCGCUGCCCCCUUGUCUUUUCCAAGGAGAAAGGUUGACCUAUCCUCUCGGCUCCAGGAAGAACAGUGUUAUUUCUCUCGGUAGGGCCAACCUGGAGCAGCGGGCUUUGUAUCCAGGCCGAGCUUACCAAACCUGGGGUCGCCCACUGCCUCCCCAGCCUCAGGCCUUGUGGGCCCGUCGAUCAAGCUGGAACAGCCUUGGAGGGUGCCGCCCCUGCUCCUCCUCAUCUCCCACGGCUAGUCCUGGCUUCACCCCGUCCCCCGCCCGGCCCUUCUACGGUUACGGCCUGGGGGCUCUCGGUGGCGUCGUCGGAGGAAGCCUGCGCAUCCGUGGUCCCCGCGCCUCUUCGUCCCCACACCGCCACCUCCACGACGACCUUCCAGACGAGGAGGAGUCUCUCCUCUCUCCUCCUGCCGUGGCUCCUCGCGGCUCCCUUCACCUUCCUCAACCCAUGCUCCCCGGCCAGUUUGUGCCCAGGAGGGACCGCAGAGCUCUGUCGCUUGAGCUCCCUCACCUGCUGCAGGUUCCGGGACAGCCGCACCCUCCGCCCCCACCGCACCACCCGCUGCCCCCCAUGAUGCUCCACGCUCCCUACAGGAAGAAAAGCUUCUCUGGGGGGGUGGUAAUCAGUGGAGGCGGUGGGCUUGACAGUCUGGGUGUCUUAACAGGGGUGCACCAAGACUGCAAUGGGAAGACUCCUCUGUCUGCUCUCCUGCAGCCCCCUCCCAGAAACCAGACUGAGCAGGCUGGAGGGGUGAACCCCCAAAGCCAGCUGAUGGCUGACGUCUUCCCCCAAGUUAACAACCGCAGCAAGAACCAGGAGGACCUGGAUGAUGACAUUGAAUAUAGCUUGUGCUUCCGCAUCCAGAAGAUGUUGGAGGCGUACAGACCGGAGUGGUGUGAGAGCAGAGAGGACUGGUCUGUGUUCCUCUUCUCCCCGGAUAACAAGUUCAGACAGAUGUGUCAGUCAAUCAUCGCUCACAAGCUCUUUGACUACGUGGUCCUGGCCUUCAUCUUCUCCAACUGCAUCACGGUCGCUCUGGAGCGGCCCAAGAUACUGCAGGGAAGCUUGGAAAGAGUCUUUCUCACCAUCUCCAACUACAUCUUUACUGCGAUCUUUGUGAGCGAGAUGACACUCAAGGUGGUUUCCAUGGGGCUGUAUGUGGGGGAGCAGGCCUAUCUGCGGAGUAGCUGGAACAUUCUGGAUGGCUUUCUGGUUUUUGUGUCUUUGAUUGAUAUCGUCGUGUCCAUGGCGGGCGGGGCCAAGAUCCUGGGCGUGCUAAGAGUGCUCAGGCUGCUCAGGACACUGCGCCCCCUCAGGGUGAUCAGCAGAGCUCCAGGGCUGAAGCUGGUGGUGGAGACCCUCAUCACUUCCCUCAAACCUAUCGGCAAUAUUGUCCUCAUCUGUUGUGCAUUUUUCAUCAUCUUCGGCAUUCUCGGUGUGCAGCUUUUUAAAGGCAAGUUCUUCUACUGCUUUGGGCUUGAUGUCAAAAACAUCACCAACAAGUCGGACUGUCUGCAAGCCAACUACAAGUGGGUCCAUCAUAAGUACAACUUUGACAACCUGGGACAGGCUCUGAUGUCUCUGUUUGUACUUGCCUCGAAGGAUGGCUGGGUUAACAUCAUGUAUCAUGGCCUGGAUGCUGUGGGUGUAGACCAACAGCCGGUGACCAACAACAAUCCGUGGAUGCUGCUAUAUUUCAUCUCCUUCCUCCUCAUUGUCAGCUUCUUUGUCCUGAACAUGUUCGUCGGCGUGGUGGUGGAGAACUUCCACAAGUGCCGGCAGCACCAGGAGGUGGAGGAGGCCAAGAGGCGCGAGGAGAAGCGUCAGCGGCGCAUGGAAAAGAAGAGGAGAAAAGCACAGAAGCUGCCCUACUAUUCCAGCUAUGGCCAAUUACGCCUGUGGAUCCACACACUGUGCACAAGCCACUACCUGGACCUCAUCAUCACCUUCAUCAUCGCCAUCAACGUCAUCACCAUGUCCUUAGAGCACUUCAAUCAACCUCGUUCCCUGGAUCUCGCCCUGAAGUACUGCAACUAUUUCUUCACCUCCACUUUCGUGCUGGAGUCAGUACUCAAACUCAUUGCCUUCGGCUUUCGACGCUUCUUCAAGGAGAGGUGGAACCAGUUGGACCUGGCCAUUGUGCUUCUGUCAGUGAUGGGCAUCACCCUGGAGGAGAUCGAGAUCAGUUCUGCUCUGCCCAUCAACCCCACAAUCAUCAGGAUCAUGAGAGUGCUGAGGAUAGCCCGAGUGCUGAAGCUGCUGAAGAUGGCGACAGGAAUGAGAGCCCUUUUGGAUACGGUGGUUCAAGCCCUGCCUCAGGUGGGUAACCUGGGCCUGCUCUUCAUGCUGCUGUUUUUCAUCUACGCCGCCUUAGGAGUAGAGCUUUUCGGAGAACUUGUUUGCAAUGCAGACUACCCAUGUGAGGGUAUGAGUCGUCACGCUACUUUUGAAAACUUUGGCAUGGCCUUCCUUACUUUGUUUCAAGUCUCCACGGGCGACAACUGGAAUGGCAUUAUGAAGGACACAUUGCGGGAGUGUCCACCUGACCACGGCACAAACGUGGACUACGCCUGCAAUCCGAGCCUUCAGUUUAUCUCGCCCAUGUACUUUGUCUCCUUCGUGCUCACCGCCCAGUUUGUGCUCAUCAAUGUGGUGGUGGCCGUGCUGAUGAAGCACCUGGACGACUCCAACAAGGAGGCCCAAGAGGAGGCGGAGAUGGAUGCGGAAAUUGAGCUGGAGCUGGCCCAGGGCACCCUCUGUUGCAUGGGCGCCCCCGGCUGCGGGGGUGCAAAGAUGGACAAGGGACUGGUCAUUGCGGGAUCGGGGCCCGGGGGCCCGACGGGGGGGAAGGACAGAGGAGGUUCCCGAGGAGAUAACGGAGACGGGAUGAGGAAGAUGCGUCAUGCUUCAGCCGCCGCCCACUCAGGGGGGUACAACUCCCGUGACUCCAGCCUGUACUCACCAGCACAAGAGAGCCAGUGGCUGGACAGUGUAUCUCUCCUCAUCAAGGACACGUUGGAGGGGGAGAUGCUGAUGAUCGACAACCUCUCCGGUUCGGUCUUCCACCACUACUCCUCUCCUCCACCGGUCUGCAAAGACUGCAGGGGCCACCCACUAGAGCAGAUCAGGAUGGCAGAGAUUGAGCAGGCGUCGCUGAAGUCAGAGCAACUUUCAGACAAGUCCUCCUCCCCGGCGCUGCCAGAUGACCUCAGCCUGGACGAACACACAGCCUACCAGCUGUUGGCAAGAGAGUGCAAGGGGAGGUGCAGCAGUGAUUCCCGCAGCUCCGAGGAGGCCGGAGGAGGAGGAGGAGGUCACCACACUCAGACGGUGGUGGAGAGUCAGGUGCAGGGGUCGGGCCAUCCCUGCCUCCUCGCCCUCAGUGCUGGUGGUGACGCGGAUCCUUCGCUGCAGGAGAUGGAGAUGCAAAUACACCAACCGCAUAUGUGCUCACCUCACCGUAGCCCAGGUGGCGUUUCCAACAGCAGCAACAAGGGGAGGACUAAAGAUGGAGAAAGCGGUGCCAGUGGAGUUUCUCCUCUCUUCCAUCUGCCUGCAGAGUUCUUCCACCCUACUGCAGCCGCCAUCCCAGCACCUCCACGCAGCCGGAGCCUACGCCUGACGAGGGGCCUCAGGUUGACCUCUCCAGCCUCCUGGGCUUCGCUACGCUCCCCGGGAGUCCGCAGCAAGAUGCUCUGCACGCAGUACCCCUCCCACAGUGACUCGUCCCUCGCCACAGGCAGCUCCGAGGGCAGCCUCCAGACCACUCUGGAAGAGGGACUGAGCUUCAGCAUCUCUCCACCACAGAACCUGGAGUUUCCUUUGCCGACAGCUCCGCUUCCGCUCGCGUGCCCCAUCACGCUGCCCGAAGACAGCACAGACAUUUCCUCCCCGGUGCGGACCCUGAGACCGAGGCCGAGCCCCUCGUCGGCCCUGACCCUCCAGGCCACAAAGGGGCAUCAGCGGAGCCAGAGCAGUGGGCGAGGCAGCACCAGCCCGGGCUACACGCGGGACGACUCCAUCGACCCUUCAGACGAGGACCUGGGCAUAGUCAUCGGAUCGUCGAUUGGCGGUUGUGGUUCCAGCCAAGCGGGGAACAGUGAACACUUGUCAGAGACGCUGAGCAGCUUGUCGCUGACAUCACUGCUGUCCCCCAGCUCUCUGGUGUACCCCGGGGGAGCGGUGAAGAAGUGUAACAGCACGGGCAGCCUGGACCAGGGGGGUUUGCUUCUGUCGUCCCGCUGCAGAGAGGGCCGCAGGGAGAUCUUGGGCCUGGAGAUCAUGGACCCUCAAGGCUUCUUGGCCAACCCCUGGACUGGGGUAUUAGUGGACACAAGAAGAGGAGAAGGAAGAGGGGAGCUGGGCGACGGCGAGCAGGGCUUUAAAGGGAAGAGCUCAAGCCAAACAACAGUCGGGUCUUGUCGGAAGAACAGAUGAAACCGACUUUUCUCCUUUUUCUUUGUCCUCACCAUUCCUUGGAUCUAAUCCCAUUGCUGUCCUUCUCACUCUCUCUGCUCCCAUCGUGAGAGAGAGGCUCGAUGACACACGAUGUCUUGAAUCCAGAACCAAACCCUCAUCUCGCACCCUCAACCCCUCUUCUAUACAUUUUGUGACAAGCCCAUGUCCAACUUUGCGCUAGCUUGGGGGAGUCGUUUUGGUUUUUUAGCCUGCUGGUGAAGAAAUGGCCUGCAGAGUUAAAAGCCCGAGGGCUGAAAAUAGGUCCUUAAAGCCUCUUUGGGGGUUGUACCUGAGGAAAAGGACCAUGGAAGUGUUUUUGCUCAUUUUUGAAGAACAGGGCGUGCAUUUUUAUCAGGGAGUCAUUUGGAGCAGAGACAAAAGAGCUUAACCUCAAAGACACAGAAAGACGAUGCUCAGCGGGAAGUUUCCUUUUCUCCGCGUUGGCUUGGGGUUGAAGUGCAAAAAUAGAAGUACCAAAACUGAAAUAGCUAUUCAUACCAACAGAGGCUGUUUGAUGUGUUUUUCACUCGGAGGCAGUGCAGGAAAAGCAAGUGGAAGGAGGCUAAGAGAUGGCAGAACAUAUCAAGGGCGGAAGGAAAGGCUGGGGAAGGAGAAGGCAGGUGAUUUGUUUGGCCCGGGCGAGCAGGAGCGGAUCUAAUGUCCAUCUGCUCCGGCAGACGGAAACAACAGGUCCCGCUCACUCCUGCCACGGGACCUUCUGCUGGGUUCAGAGUGAAACGCGAGGUGGACGAGAGUUCAGGAGUGUGUGCUCGAUUUGUGUGUUUGCGUGUGUGUGAGAAGCACUGCCUCAGGUAUCCAAGGCAUGAAUUAAAAAUCAUCACUUCACUGUACCUCUGGAACAGGAGAUUGAUCAAAGCUGAUUGAUCAAAGCUUUGUGCGCCUCGCUUCAACUUACUCUCGAGCGGCGGCGGGAAAUUGAAAAAAAAGAAAUUGACAGAUCGCAGAGGUAGAACUGUGCAUGGAGUGAUUUGUGAAAUUUGUUUUAUUUUUAUUUCUAUCUGCAGCAUCUGUCACUCGCUCAAAAAUAAAUAAAAAAAAGAGCUCAGUUGGAUGGAAUGCUACAAACACCCUAUCACAAGAAACAAUAAUGUGUGUCUGGGGCCCGCCUUGUGUGCACCAAAAACAAAUUCACUGCUUCUUCAUAAAGUGAGACCUGAAAGCACACUCUUUUUGACGCCCCCCUUCCUCUCACCGUGCUUUAGGAUUCGAGCUGAACGGACAAACCCCUACGGGAGCUGUGAUGGACUCGCCUGCAUGAUGGAAUUGCAUUUAACCAAGAUUUUUUUAUAUAUAAACAGAAGUGUAAGAAGAUGUCAAUGUCGGGUGAUAACAUGAUUUCUAUUCCACUAUUUUUCUAGAAAAAAGAGAGUAGGCACGUGCAAGUCUCGACUUUGUCCUCGUAUCAUUUAACCCGUAACCGACUUGUUGUCUAGGACUUUUUUGUGUCUUGCCAGUGGCUUCCAGUUUUAUAACAUUUUUUUAAGGUGUGGACAGUGUAUAAAACAAAGAAGCAAAAAAUUCAAAUGAACUCUGUUGCGCUGAAGUGUUUGUUCCCCUCCAGCACAUAUCUCUCUGGGAACACUGGUUUCCUGUUUGAUUCUUUUUUCCAAACGACGGAGUCCCAGAGGACAACCAAGAGAUGGGGAACAGCCAUAUUCACUCACAGCACAUGAGGAUCGUUUCUAGCUCACAGACAUUUCCUGUUUGCACACAGGGAACUUGUUUGCUUUAAGCCUCCUAUGUUAAAAAAAAACAAAAAAAAAAACAUGAAUAGCUUCAACCAUCUCUAUGAAAGCUUUAUUUUGAGAGUUACACCACAUAUACAUAUCGAUUCUGGACACAUUUGUGUUCCUCAAGCAUGGUUCUGGGAUUGCAAUACAGUAUGCUUCUUCUUUAAUGCACUCAUCUCCUCGUCCCCUCGUCUCCUCACACAUACAGUCUGUUGUAGCAAACUCUUCCACACACCAUGGUUUAUACAUGAAUGGGUAAACGUUGCAUCUUUUUAAUGCAAACUAAUUUUUUGUUAUUCACCCCAUUCUUACCGGAGAUGCUCAUCCUUCCGCCUGAGUUCUAGACGUAGAUUGUUGUAUCCUGAGUGUUUGGAUCAUUACCUUUUUUUUUUUUUUUUUUUUUUUUUUUUUAAUUUCUCAAAUAGAAUAAGGUGAUGAGAGAAAAUCCAGUCUGACCUUUUUCAUCAUGCAAAAUCACUUUGAUGACUAUGUCUUCUCACAUGGUGUUGGGUAUCAAUGAGUGAUAGUAAAGACAGUUGUGCGUGUGUGUGUGUGUGUGUGUGUGUGUGUGUGUGUGUGUGUGUGUGUGUGUGUGUGUGUGUGUGUGUGUGUGUGUGUGUGUGUGUGUGUGUGUGCGUGUGUGUUUACGACUUCAGGUGAAGUGAUUGCCUUUUCCUGAAGUGUCCUGUUUGUUGGCGAGGAAACCUGAUAUUAAAGCAAGAGAAAACAGGAAGCAACCAAGGGCUGUUUUAGCUUCAAAGAUAUGUCCUUCUAUCUUUCUGAGACAAAAAUCCUUUUUGUCAGUGAAUAUGGCAUCAAAGGUUAAAGCCUGACUACGCAGCAAUAAAUGUUCUCUGUGUACGCCCUGAGUAAACGAUGUCAAUGUGAUUUUUAUCUCCUCAAACACAUACAGUAUCCAUUACUGUCUCUAAUCCGAUCACAUCGCAACCUCUGCCCUCUCGGCGACCAAUCAGUGGAGAGAGAUGGGCUGCAAUUGAACGACAUGAACUAAUGAGGUCAUUGAACUCAGGUCGGGGGGUAAAAACCACUACUCACAUUUUUAAAGAUUAGCUGUAAAGGUGUGCUCAGACUGACCUCGGAGGGAAUUUUGCAGCUUGCUUUAUUCCGCACAAAUUCGACUGCUGGAGUGUUUUUUUUAAACGCCGCAGACAGUAGAUGCACCUGCAGUUCCAGAUGUUAGCUGUAACUACCUAACAAUGCACCACCUGUGUGUGUGUAAGCAGAGUGUGCCUUUGUACAGUAUGUAUGUGUGUGUGCUAUGACUUUGGCUCAGACUGAUUUAAAAAAAACUUGCCGGGAGCUCCAGUUUCCUCCUGACUCUUUGUCUCUGCAAAUUCAUGAAGUGAUGAAGUCGAGUGGCGGUGGGAUAAGCACACAUUUUAUCGAAAAAGUAUCUUGACCUGUGCAGACAUGUUUUUUUUGCUUCAACUCACGCUGCCUUGAAAUAAAACUGUCCACCUCUUCUGUACGAUGAAUUUGUAUGCAGCCACGCGGCCUCUGAGAGUUGCUUUUGAGUUCAGUCUGAACACAACUUGAGAGUGUACAAUUCACAUUUGUACAUAUCUUUGUAUCUUGAUCUGCAUGUGUGCAUUGCUGCCAGUGACCAUGAUUAUAUCAUUAGUAUGCAUUUCAUAAAAAUUGUACAAAGAUAAAGGAAAUGCCCCCACA
Messenger RNA from Labrus mixtus (cuckoo wrasse), 12205 nucleotides. RefSeq names its product calcium voltage-gated channel subunit alpha1 Ia (gene cacna1ia). The record is from RefSeq and is a predicted model, not a curated record. Gene Ontology annotation, molecular function: voltage-gated sodium channel activity; low voltage-gated calcium channel activity. NCBI's taxonomy places the organism in Eukaryota, Metazoa, Chordata, Actinopteri, Labriformes, Labridae. The transcript is spliced from 32 exons. Gene Ontology annotation, biological process: membrane depolarization during action potential; calcium ion transmembrane transport; calcium ion import. Bases 2244 to 8744 code for a protein of 2166 amino acids. Gene Ontology annotation, cellular component: plasma membrane; voltage-gated sodium channel complex; voltage-gated calcium channel complex.